Messenger RNA from Lates calcarifer (barramundi perch), 3953 nucleotides. Its product is annotated as zinc finger protein 385D. The record is from RefSeq and is a predicted model, not a curated record. The coding region runs from base 16 to 1380 and encodes 454 amino acids. Gene Ontology annotation, cellular component: nucleus. The transcript has 8 exons. NCBI's taxonomy places the organism in Eukaryota, Metazoa, Chordata, Actinopteri, Centropomidae. Gene Ontology annotation, molecular function: nucleic acid binding; zinc ion binding.
GGGGGCGGGUGGUGAAUGGGAGGAGGUGGAGGAGGGAAUCCAGAUGGGAAGGAGCAGCAUCGGCGCCGCAGGAGAGAGAUAGAGAGGAGAGGCAGACUGUGGAGGAGAAGACGCGAAGCUCCGUCUCUGCCUGGAGAUGAAAGAUACUUUUCUCGACCACUGAACAAUCGGAUAUCACUCGGUGCUGCCAUGUAUUUUGGUAAUGUGUGCCACAGCGUUCUGCCGCCGCCGGCCCGCCCCAUGCUGUGCAGGAACCAGCCGUCCCUCGAACCGAAGCCCCUCCUCCCCUUCCACCUGCUUCCUGGAUUCACUGACAUGGACCACGUCCAUAAAGCUCUGAUGGGCCCAGGCUUUGGCCUAACAUCGCCGCUGAAGAGGAAGCCCAACUCCUGUGGAGUGUGUCGACUGAGGUUCAACUCUGAGGUGCAGGCUUCUUCCCAUUACAGUGGCACCAAACACGCAAAAAGGCUGAAAUCUCUGGACGCCCCAGAUACAAAGAUCAGGACCUCUGAACCAGUCGCCAAGGAAACCACAUCGCAAAUCCUCUCGUCACCCCACUCGCAGCCCUCCAGCUCUGACACAACAUCAGGAGAACCCUCAGCCCCGAACCCUACCUCUGAGGCAGCACCAUCGAGUGACAGCCCCACCGAAACUGUGAAAGCGGCGUCUGAAACAUCACCAUCACGCAGCCCAAGGACAUCAGAGAAAGAGGCGCAAAGGGACGGAGACAUGGAGGUUACCCCUGAGGAGGAGACAGAAGAAGAGAAAGCUAUACGUCUUCUCUACUGCUCCCUCUGCAAGGUGGCUGUCAACUCUGCCUCACAGCUUCAGGCCCACAACAGUGGCACCAAACACAAGACGAUGCUCGAGGCUAGAAGUGGCGAUGGAGCCAUCAAGUCCUUCCCCAGGACGGGGGUGAAAGCCAAGUUGGCUACGCCGUCUGAGUCGUCGACUGGACUCCAGAACAAAACCUUCCACUGUGAGAUCUGCGAUGUGCACGUCAACUCCGAGACUCAGCUCAAACAGCACAUCAGCAGCAGGAGACACAAGGACAGAGCAGCAGGUAAACCAGCUAAGCCUAAGUUCAGCCCCUACACUCCCACCCAGCGUCACCAGAGUUUCCAGGCAAUUCGACUGGCUCUACGGAAGAACCAAGACCUGACCAAACCUUUGGCUUCGUGUCUUUUACAGCGUCAACUUUCCGUUGCCGCAGCCGCCGCUGCUGCCACCAUGGGGACGCUGCCACCCUUCCCUCUCCGGCCCGCCUCAAACUCGAGCCCUGCCCUGUUUCAGAGUCAGCCCCUCCCCCAGGCGUUGCUGCACCCAGCCCCGGGACCCAUCUGUUCGACACACACGCCAGUUCUGUUUCCUCCCUACUGAACCUGCUCGAACGUCUCAAUCAAGCUCUGAACUACAGCAACGAAGCAGAGCUGAGAUCUGAACAAGAUGUGAUACAAGACAGCGCUCGCUGCGCUCCACAUGCCGACAGACGCAGUGGGUGUCACGGACCAGGACUGAAGACUGUUUGCUGGGGCCAGCGCUGUAAUGACAGGCCGGGGAUGGAGGAAGUACAAAGCAGCGAAUGAGCGAAAACAGAGUAUUUUCUGACAUGAGCGUGUGUGUGUGUGUGUGUGUGUGAAUGUGUGAGAGUGCAUGCACAGAUGUAGCCAUCACAGAAGUACAACUUUAUACAGCAUUUUUGCUCCCAUUAAUUUUUUAUGGAUUUAUAGAUAAUCUGUAACAUUUAGGAAAGUCCCUCUUAAAAUGGACUGUGCAGUCUAAUUCAAUAUCGAUUUAAGAUUAAAGAUGCAGAAUGGUGAACUUCCAUGAUGACUAUAACUCUGUGUACAGUAUGAAUGAACAUAUGAAUGCCAAUCAGAGCAUGCUUGACUCAAGAUGUUUAUUAUUUUCCAAUAAACAAUAGCUGUGGAGACUCAAAUUGGAUUCCAGAAAAUUCUCAUGGGCAGCCUCAUGGGGUCAUUAAUGAAAAUGUCUCCAAAAACCAAUUUCAUGCUUCAAAACGUGCAUUUAUUAAAUGAAUAAGUGCAAUAGCAUUUCAGCGUAACAUCCAUCAGUUUGUGGGAUGGAUCUUUGUCACAACAGAUUUAUUAAAUAAGACACAAUGAAGGAACAAAUGUCUCCCCUGGUCCUUUCAGCUCCUUGUGUACGUGUUUGACCAGACACAGCCAGAAACAUGGAUGAGCCAAGAUGCAGUCAGGCAUCACCUCCCCCCAAAACCCAUAGCUCUCUGUAUUCAGACUCUUACCUAAGCCCAUUUCAUCCUCCUUUGCUACUUAGCAGCACGCAAAAACAAUCUUUCCUUGGUCUGUGUUCAGGUAUUUGCCUAAAAACACAACAAAAAGGACAAAUCCAUAGCCUUUAUUUGGCUUCAGGAGAUCUUGAAGACUUUUUUUCCCCCAACUAUUUAUUACUUGAGAGUACAGAUAAACCUUUGCCCCCCUCCCCCCCAACCCCUCCAGCUUCAUCCUCUGAGAUAAAUCAAAGCAGGAAUGUUCUGUCUGACUUUAUUGUCUGUCUUUUUGAUGAGGUUUACCACACUGCAGCCUCAAGCCAUGACCAGCUCAUUUUGGUAAGCUUAUGUUUUAGAGGAAGUUAAUUCGAAAAGCCCAGAGGUAUAGAGAGAGAGAGAGAGUGUGUGUGUGUGUGUGCUGCUGCUGCUGCUUCAGUACAGUCUCUGAUCUGAGAGGCUGCAGUAGGUUUGUGAUUUAGAUACACUUCAAGCAAGCUUAUAGAUUUUGUCUCAGGGCUGUUUUUCUCUGCAUCGUCUCUGCAUGAGGUUGAUUUAUGUGAAAAAGACACAACUGUAAACUCUGAAAACUGUAAACUGUGACUAAAUUUGUGUGAUCCCUGAUGAAAGUCCAUCCUGACAUUAUCUGACUGAUGGUUAUUUUAACCUUUCUCACAGACAAGACUCAGGUCAUCAGGUCAGAGGCUAUGCGAUCACUGCUUUUUCAACUCUCUAUGACUUCUCCUCUUGUUUUCAUCUUCCAUCAGCCAACUGACACCAAACUGGAUUAAUUAGCUCGAUAUUUUCUGCCUCUGCCUCCCGCAGUCACUCCAAAGUAAAUAAUUCCACCAGCCAAUUCACAGAAUUAUCAUCCAAUCAAUCACAGCCUCCCGAUUCUCCCACUUGUCACAGCGGUCAUUAUUAUUAUUAUUAAUUGUGUGGGGUAGCGAUUGUGAACAUCUGUGUGUGGGAUGCUCAAUUCUCCACAGGCCGUUGGAAUUCAGACCUCCUCUGGCCUCCUAACUCCCUGUAUCAUUGCCUUGCCAGCCUUCACUGCCUUUUCUCCUUCACUUUUUGUCAUAUUUCUCUUGUUAUCUCAUGAUUGCGCUAACUCUCUUCGCUGGCUUUCUGUCUCUCAACCCUCUAUCAAAUUUGUGGCAUGCACACACACACGCACACAUAAACACAUGUCAGCAACACAAAGGCCUGACUUGGCAUCCAGGGAAUUUUUCAUUCCCUUCUACCUGGAGAGAGUACAAAGGCACAAAGCAGAGCUGUGCAUGUCAUGUGAGGGCAGCUUUGCUUGCUGUUCACAUAGAGAAAGACUAUAAUAAGCUUUUGGCAUUUUGGCUUCUGCACAUUGCAUUUGAAUUCAAAUCAUAAAACAAAGGUGGUCAUGGGUAAUUGCAAUGAGACUAUGCCCAACAGAAAUGAGGGAUGGAAAAAAUUCUUUUAUGAAACUCAACUGGAAAUAAAACAUAAAAAGUACAUUUUAAAAGUCUGUAUACAAUUAAGUGCUGUGUGAUUAAAGGUUAUUAAGAUAAAUACUGAAUGAAGGAAAUCUUGAUGCUACAAAUCAUAUCAUGUAGUCAACUGAAAUAUAUCACCAAAAUACCACUAAGACAGUAGAACAGGUCAGCAUUUUAGAAGAUACAAUUUGCUUUAAUGUUGAGUGUUAGAUGAGAAGAUUGAUACCAUUUUGUUA